Messenger RNA from Closterium sp. Naga37s-1, 2253 nucleotides. The record is from the annotation of a GenBank genome assembly. Lineage: Eukaryota; Viridiplantae; Streptophyta; Zygnematophyceae; Desmidiales; Closteriaceae.
AUGGCAGCGCCUAGCGACGAUGACGCUGACGAUGCCGAUGGCGACCCCUUACAGGGGGAUGGAGGAGAAGGGGGGGGUGGCGGGGGGGCUGGUGCUGCAGAGCCCCUCCCCCCACUGCUGCACCCGCAGCAGAGGGAUGGAGAAGGGAGGGCGGGGGGGGGGGGGCUGGUGCACUCACGAGGGGGUGCGGGGGGGUACCCACGAGGAGGUGCAAGGGGCACUCACGAGGGGGUGCAAGGGGCACUCACGAGGGGGUGCGAGGGGCACCCACGAGGGGGUGCGAGGGGCACUCACGAGGGGGUCCGAGGGGCACCCACGAGGGGGUGCGAGGGGCACUCACGAGGGGGUGCAAGGGGCACCCACGAGGGGGUGCAAGGGGCACCCACGAGGGGGUGCGAGGGGCACUCACGAGGGGGUGCAAGGGGCACUGACGAGGGGGUGCGAGGGGCACUCACGAGGGGGUGCAAGGGGCACUCAAGAGGGGGUGCGAGGGGCACCCACGAGGGGGUGCCAGGGGCACUCACGAGGGGGUGCAACGGGCACUCACGAGGGGGUGCGAGGGGCACCCACGAGGGGGUGCGAGGGGCACUCACGAGGGCGUGCAAGAGGCACUCACGAGGGGGUGCGAGGGGCACCCACGAGGGGGUGCGAGGGGCACUCACGAGGGGGUGCAAGAGGCACUCACGAGGGGGUGCGAGGGGCACCCACGAGGGGGUGCGAGGGGCACUCACGAGGGGGUGCAAGGGGCACUCACGAGGGGUUGCGAGGGGCACCCACGAGGGGGUGCGAGGGGCACCCACGAGGGGGUGCGAGGGGCACUCACGAGGGGGUGCGAGGGGCACCCACGAGGGGGUGCAAGGGGCACUCACGAGGGGGUGCAAGGGGCACUCACGAGGGGGUGCGAGGGGCACCCACGAGGGGGUACGAGGGGCACUCACGAGGGGGUGCAAGAGGCACUCACGAGGGGGUGCGAGGGGCGCCCAGGAGGGGGUGCGAGGGGCACUCACGAGGGGGUGCAAGGGGCACUUACGAGGGGGUGCGAGGGGCACCGACGAGGGGGUGCAGGGGGCACUCACGAGGGGGUGCAAGGGGCACUCACGAGGGGGUGCGAGGGGCACCCACGAGGGGGUGCGAGGGGCACUCACGAGGGGGUGCAAGAGGCACUUACGAGGGGGUGUGAGGGGCACCCACGAGGGGGUGCAAGGGGCACUCACGAGGGGGUGCAAGGGGUACUCACGAGGGGGUGCGAGGGGCACCCACGAGGGGGUGCGAGGGGCACCCACGAGGGGGUGCAAGGGGCACUCACGAGGGGGUGCGAGAGGCACUCAUGAGGGGGUGCGAGGGGCGCCCACGAGGGGGUGCGAGGGGCACUCACGAGGGGGUGCAAGGGGUACUCACGAGGGGGUGCGAGGGGCACUCACGAGGGGGUGCGAGGGGCACCCACGAGGGGGUGCAAGGGGCACUCACGAGGGGGUGCAAGGGGCACUCACGAGGGGGUGCGAGGGGCACCCACGAGGGGGUACGAGGGGCACUCACGAGGGGGUGCAAGAGGCACUCACGAGGGGGUGCGAGGGGCGCCCAGGAGGGGGUGCGAGGGGCACUCACGAGGGGGUGCAAGGGGCACUCACGAGGGGGUGCGAGGGGCACCGACGAGGGGGUGCAGGGGGCACUCACGAGGGCGUGCAAGGGGCACUCACGAGGGGGUGCGAGGGGCAUCCACGAGGGGGUGCGAGGGGCACUCACGAGGGGGUGCAAGAGGCACUCACGAGGGGGUGUGAGGGGCACCCACGAGGGGGUGCAAGGGGCACUCACGAGGGGGUGCAAGGGGUACUCACGAGGGGGUGCGAGGGGCACCCACGAGGGGGUGCGAGGGGCACCCACGAGGGGGUGCAAGGGGCACUCACGAGGGGGUGCGAGAGGCACUCACGAGGGGGUGCGAGGGGCACCCACGAGGGGGUGCGAGGGGCACUCACGAGGGGGUGCAAGGGGCACUCACGAGGGGGUGCGAGGGGCACCCACGAGGGGGUGCAAGGGGCACUCACGAGGGGGUGCAAGGGGCACUCACGAGGGGGUGCGAGGGGCACCCACGAGGGGGUGCGAGGGGCACUCACGAGGGGGUGCAAGAGGCACUCACGAGGGGGUGCAAGGGGCACUCACGAGGGGGUACGAGGGGCACUCAGAUACCCUCCUCUCACUGCUGCACCCGCAGCGGGGGGAUGGAGGAGAAGUGGGGGGGGGGGGGGGGGGUUGUAG